GAGGCCGUCGCGCAUUGUUUGGCGUCACUCAGCCGACGCACGAUGGUCCCUCGGGCGACGGGCUCGGCCGGAUGUGGGCCGACCGAAGUCCAGAACCAGGGCCGAACUCCGUGUCCGAGCCGCGCCCCACUUCGGCGCAUCCCAUGAUUCCCAUCAAUCGUUCACCCGCCGCCGACGACCCUUCGCCUCACUCGCAGGGUCCCAAAGACCACUGUCAGUACGUUGGGUCAACAACAACAUCACACUCGCCCCGAUAGCUCCCAAGGCGGUUACCUCAUAGUGCAGCUGCUUUGACCGGGAGCGGACGUGAUUCGCGAGCCAAGCGGGAUACACAGCACCACGCACCCAUCCAGCGACUCGGCCGCUUCCGAAAACCGGACAGCGCAUCCGCCAACACACGGCGUUGCAGCACCAUAUGGGAUCGCAUCAGCCACGGCUUGUCGCCACCGACAGAGACCAGGACGGCCUCAAGAUAUGGAGCUGUGUCACCUGUCGUCGCCGCAAGGUCAAGUGUGACCGCCGCGACCCUUGCGCCAACUGCGUCCGCAAUGGCGCCGAGUGCCACUUCCCCGUGACCGGCCGCCUCCCGCGCCGCAGUCGAGAUCACACGGGUGCCUUUUCUGCCAGUGCUUCGUCGUCAAACCGGCAAGCAGAGCUACUCGGCCGGCUGCGACGACUGGAAGACCUCGUCACGGAGCUCAGUGGCCAGCUCGAAGACGGGAGCUUGCCGCCGGCCUGGCAGCAACAGCUGGGGGCGCUGUCUUCCGGAUCGUCGGCAUCAGCGGAGAGGAACCCCUUGUUAGGCACGGAUGAAAUGUAUGAGGACUUUGGUAGGCUCGUGGUUGACCAGGGUGGGCGACCGCGUGUGGACAGAGGCUUCUGGUCCAUCUUUUGCGACGAGGUUGAGCACAUAUUUCAGGCCAUACAGGAUGGCUCAGAGGAGCCCGAGAUAGCAGUGCGGCAGCGCAGCUCCACAGACAACUGGUCUGCGCCGGAUCACUGCCACGGAUACCUGCUGGGCAUCUCAUGCGCAUCUACGACCGACGAAGACCUGUACCCGUUACCUUCUCAAAUACCCUUCCUCUGGAACACGUUCGUACGCAACGUCGAUCCCUUCAUCAAGGUACUCCACGGGCCGAGCGUAGGGCGCAUCAUCAGCGAGACCAAGGGUAAGCUCGACGCUCUCGGCCCAGGUAUCGAGGCCAUGUUGCUUUCCGUCUGCCUCGCUGCCAUCGUCUCGCUGGGCCAGAAUGAAGUGUCAGAUGCCUUCCGGAUCUCCCGAACCGAGAUGAUGGCCCGCUUCCGGCUGGGCGUGGAAAGAAGCCUCGGUCGCGCGCAGUUUGCGACAACUAGGGAUGUCGCGGUCGUCCAGGCGCUAGCCAUCUAUCUGUCCAUCCUUCCGUAUAUUGGGGCCUCACAGCUGGCGUCGACAGUGACAGGUGCCCUUGUGAGAAUUGCGACAUCUAUGGGACUGCAUAAAGACGAACUCGAUGGGAAACAGCCAAACAAGGCCGCGGGUGUCGAGAUAGAAACAAGAAGACGGCUGUGGUGGCACAUUUGCUUCAUCGAGUGCCGAGGCAUGGAGCCGGGUCUGCCUGGGACUGGCAUUUCGGAAGCUGGGUUCACCACUCGAAUCCCGAGCAAUGUUGAUGAUGAUAAGAUUCCCGACACUUCUGGUGCUACCUUUGCUGGCGGAGAGUUGCGGCAAACACCAACGACACUGGCGAUCGUCCGUUGCGAAAUUUGGCGACUUCGCAGAGCUCUUCGUGGCCGACCCGACGACACACUACCUAUGCAGCUGCGAAUAGUAAACGACGCAAGGACAAGAAUCGAGGGCGUGUGUCCAUUAGAUCCUCGUUCGGAGGAUGCAUUUGUGUCGUUUCUGCAAACCAUCACUGGUCUGGCCCUUGCGAAAUUGGAACGAGAAAUCUACCGACAGCAUCUGCGCACGUUCUCCACAGAUUCAGGGGCCCCGGCGCAUGAAUCGAGCCAGUUACUCGAGUUGAACGUGGCCGUCAUUGAUGCCAUGCGAGAACUGGGGGCCAACCCGGCCUGGCAGAGGUGGCGAUGGCAGCUCCAGGGACGCUUCCCGUGGCGGGCUGUUGGAUUCGUCUUCGUCCAGCUGUGCCAGAUGCCAUGGACACCGGCUUCUGAGCGGGCAUGGGGGCUCGCACGGGGGCUCUUCGAGGGCCUCCCCGACGGGGCGAAGCGGGACGCACAGUGGCGGCGGUUGAAUGAGCUGGCCGCCAAGGCAGCUGCCCAUCGGGGGAGAUUGCUGGAGGAGCGAGCGAUGGCGCGUGAAGAUGGCCUGGAUUGGAACGUUUUGCACAUGGAUGAGACCAGAGCUUGGCAGCCUAACGUCGAGCACUUUGCGUCCGACAUUGCGGCUGGGCAUCAACUAACGGCUUCUGGAGGAGAUGGAGCUGUGGCCAGGACCAUGCGUCUUGGAGGUGGUCGGGAAGAGGCGGCAGAGGACAGAGCGUUGCAGCAAGGAGGCGAUGCUCAUAUCACGACUUUGGAAAUCGAAAGAACUCAGACUUUGUUCGCUGAGGGCGAACUGGAGGAGAGUGUGGCUGCUGACUGGGAAAGGGAUGAAUACACUGUCGACGACAUACUGAUGGACUGGCCUGACUGGGAUGACGGGACCGACAUGGACAUUUUUUGACCGAGAAGACUGCCCAGGGCAUUUUCAAAUAGAAGCCGGAUUGAUGCCUCCUAAGUGAAAUAUUAGGCAUUUUUUGCAGGGC
Molecule: messenger RNA, 2747 nt
Organism: Purpureocillium takamizusanense
Lineage: Eukaryota; Fungi; Ascomycota; Sordariomycetes; Hypocreales; Ophiocordycipitaceae
Exons: 2
Coding region: 416-2665 (749 amino acids)
Biological process (GO): DNA-templated transcription; regulation of DNA-templated transcription
Molecular function (GO): DNA-binding transcription factor activity, RNA polymerase II-specific; zinc ion binding; DNA binding
Source: RefSeq, a predicted model, not a curated record